Molecule: messenger RNA, 817 nt
Organism: Phyllotreta striolata
Lineage: Eukaryota; Metazoa; Arthropoda; Insecta; Coleoptera; Chrysomelidae
Source: the annotation of a GenBank genome assembly
AUAAAAAGUGAUUAAAAAAGAAGACUUAAUAGUUUGACAAAUGACAAACGUCACUAAACCGUAAACAAACUUUCACAACAAAAUCAACAAUACAAAAAAUCUAAUUUUAAUAUGGACGAAGAAACCCCAGAAAGUGAUUUUAGCAUAGAAUGCUUUCAAAACUACACCGCCCCCGAAGUUUUCAUUCAGGGCCUCGCUGGAAUAGUAGAUCAGCAAGACGUCGAGCUAAUGAUUAGGGCUCAAAAACAGAUGUUGCAACGAUUUGAGAAAACUAACGAAAUGCUCACUAACUGCAACGCUCUGAGCGCCUCUAGACUGAAAUCGGUGGGGCCCGAAUUCAAGAAACAUGUUCAACUUUUAUUGGAAACUAGGAAAGAUUUAGAGUAUGUUUUCAAGAAAAUUCGGGUAAUCAAAACGAAACUAUCAGCGCAGUAUCCAGAUGCUUUUGCAGAAGCUGUUAGAAGCAGUUUUGCUGAAGAAUGCGAAGAAGAGGAGAAUUCGGAGAAGAGCAAGACCAAAAACGAGGAAAACAGAAGGAGCUUGCACAUAAAACGCGAUGAAACGGAUAAUAGUGAUACCAAUAGAAGAGCUUCAAAGUAAAUGUAUUAUCUCGACAAAAUGUAUAAUCCAAAAAGAGCGAAAUAUUGAUUGUUAUGAUUUAUUUAAUGUAUCAUUUUUUUAUUUAAUAGUGAAAUAUGUAAGUUAAACAUUAAUUAUUUUUCCUAAACUAUUCAGCGAGUGUAAAUUCAUAAGGAAAGGAAGAUGUUUUUAUUUUGUCUAUGUGUAAAUUUAUCAAGUUUCUGAGCCAAUUUUCUCA